AUGAAAACUACGAAAGCAUCAACGUCGCGUUCUGCAGUGGUGGCCAGCUCAAUUCAUAACUCUUUUUCCCAAAAUGGGACACGUCUUUCUUCCGCCCGAGACCGGCUGGUCACCCCUGGCUUAUUUUGCCUCUUGUGUUUUUUGGUACUCGCUGCAACAACACCGGUAGCGUUGGCAGCAACAGCAGAGACCCUCUGGAUGCCACAAGACAUCGCUGUAGCCCACACGACAGGCACAUCUGCCAUAAAGGACGGCAAGCUUCCCACAGACGACAAAGACGGGGCAGGAUACGUUCCUGUGCAUUGGAUUGAGGGAGCAAGAUUUUCUACAGGGCAUGCGGCAGCAACCGCAAAAAAGAGGCAACAAAGCUUUUUCCGACACCUUUCAACGGCGGUGCUUGUCUCUCUUGCCUGCCUUGCAGUUGCAUUUGCAACUAUUCAUUGUGCACGGAAACUGCUACUUGUGGGGACCUCGCAAUACACAACAAGGUCAUUGGCUAACGCCGAAGGCGACGGAGAUAGCUUCUGCGGCUCAGACAGUGGAGAUUCGGAUGAAUAUUCGGAAGAGACCUCAGAGUAUGGAGAAGCUGCGGAGCCAGGCGAGGACGGAGCGAGCAUCCUGGAAGAGGGCACAGCCGACGAGCGGGCAUCGUGCAUGAUACAGGAGCUGCUACGCUUGAUUAGCUUGGGCUCCUCAACGAUCCCUUCGGUGCAUCCUCAGGAUAGAGUAGCAUUUGUGCAAUUGUUAUUAACCAUUGCUAUUCAGGAGUUGGCCUUUUUGGGGACCCAUACUUCAAACUUUCUGGAGUCGCAACGUCUAGGUGCGAUUGAGGUGAUAGUCCAUUUCGGGAACUCAGCCAUAGCCGAGUUGGCCACUCACGAAACAGGCCCUGUCAGGAUAGAGAGAACUUCUAAACUUGUACAAGUGCUAGAGGGCCUCAGGGUGCCAUGCGUUUCUCUCCUAGAGAUGGUGGAAGAGCACCGAGUACGAAGGCUAGCGGAUGAGGUCUUGCUGGCGCGCAUGAUGGUGCUCACGUGCACCCGAGCCAUGCUCUCUGUGCUCCCUUGGGUGGGGAUGACUACAGGGGCCCCCAGGUAUCUCACAAAUGAGCUUCUCACAAUCCUUUCCUACGCUAGACACAACCGCAAGCGAAAGCUUCGCCGAGACAAAAGAACUGCUUACUGGAUCAAGAUACUUCAAAGGAAGCUCUCUUUCAUUGGUAUUUUUAAGCCGUUAGGGCCUCUUGAAGAAAAUCCCAAACGUCGCACUAUGCUUCGCGAAAUGAUCAGCGGAUUCCUUCGACUUAGAUAUUAUGGCAGAAACCUUAGGUUGCGUCUCUGCAGAGUCUCGGACGAACUUCAAAGUUCCAUGAGAGGCAACUUUAUACACAUUUGUAGUGGAGGGGCGGCGGUGGUUCAUGAACGGAAUCAACCCGGUGGUCAACUGGGUCUUUCCAGCAGCGAGGCUACUCUUCUUUCAGCUGCGCUCCAAGGGGGACUCGACGAGGAGCCAGAUUUGUUGUUGUUUUUCGACCCUGAGGGUGCGCCCCGCAAUGAUGCUGCUUCUUCGCAUCCUUCUGAAAAUGAAGAACCGUCUACAAGCUCCGCUGCAACUGGUCGGGCUCCGCCAACUUUUGAAGGGCAGACCACAGCAUUCUUUCCAAGACCAACAUUUACAACUCUAGAUGGUGCACACGUGCGUUCAUAUGCGCUGCUAGCUUAUAGAAUUGCAAGCUUCAUUCCUAUUUGGAUCGGGACAACUGCAUCCGCUUUAGCGUGCCCCAUAUCACCUAGGCAACUGCAAUUCUCAGAAGAGCCGGAACAAGCAGAGUCUUCCGAUGACUUAGAAGGAGCAGUCGGAGGAGAGGCCACGCCAGACUCCGCUCAGGAUCAUCCUAGUCAGAGGGAACAUCUACUAGGUGCACCCAUCCAAUACCGUUCAGACACACAGUGGUCUGAGGAGCCCCCGGUGGAGUCUGAGGAGCAGUGGCAAGCGCCAGAAAGUGCUCCUUAUUUGCCCAUUGGCAUGGCAGUACCUUCUGCGGAGCAUUCACUUAGUGCCCAGGUCAUUUAUAUGCCUUGGAUACCACCAGUGAGCUCCAAUCCACCUACACACUUUCUAGGAAUGCAUGCGUGGCAUGCACUGACGGAUCCGCAAUUUGCGCCACAAUCUGAAGAACCGUCAGCAGUGGAGGAGGAAGCUUCUUCACCACUACACAGCCCCGCAAGUUCUCCUCCACAGCACUCACAGGCGUUCGAAGAAGGGCUACAAUCGGCUGAAGCGGAGGAUUCAGUGGAUGAUGAACCGCCAGUGCAUGCAGAGUCCUUCCAGGACUUUCAGCUGGCCGAAGGAUAUCCAGGAAUGCCAGUUCAAGGAUAUAUUCUAUUUCCACGACCAAGCGCAGGAGAGCAUGGUUAUCAUUUUCCAAUGCCCAUUUUCCCGAUUCCGGGGUCGGUAGGACCUGUACCAGUGCCUCAAGUAUUUUUUACGCCAGCUGAACAGCACCCACAGAUGUCUGAACACACCCGGACAUCGUUCGAAGAUACUUCACAAGGGACUGGAGGAUGGUAUUCAUAUCAGUAUCAGAAAACAGAACUGUUGGACGAGGGAGCCUCCAACGUUGUGUAUCUUGACGAGUCUUCACAAGAGACCCACGAACUUCUGGAUCAGCCACCAACCCCUCCAGAGCCACCACUACAACCUCAGCCACUCCUACAACCUCAAGUGCUAACUGCUCCAGAGCCACCACUACAACCUCAGCCACUCCUACAAUCUCAAGUGCUAACUGCUCUAGAGCCACCACUACAACCUCAGCCACUCCUACAAUCUCAAGUGCUAACUGCUCCAGAGCCACCACUACAACCUCAGCCACUCCUACAAUCUCAAGUGCUAACCCCUCCAGAGCCAUCACUACACCCUCAGCCACUCCUACAAUCUCAAGUGCUGACUGCUCCAGAGCCACCACUACAACCUCAGCCACUCCUACAAUCUCACGUGCUAACUGCUCCAGAGCCACCACUACAACCUCAGCCACUCCUACAACCUCAAGUGCUAACCUCUCCAGAGCCAUCACUACACCCUCAGCCACUCCUACAAUCUCAAGUGCUUUCAGGCCAGCUUUACGACAGCUCCAUAGAACCUGGCGCUUCGUCAAAUGGCGCACCUGUUACUCCUAUGCCUGAUGUAGAAAGGAAUACCGAAGGGCAAAGUUAUCCCAGACCUCUACCUAGAAGUAUUUCCAAUCCUUUCAUGUGGUCGCCUGGUGGAGAGAGCGCACUCAAUGUUGGGUUAUCUCUAUAUCCUGUUCCACCUCCGCGCGCUGAAGGGAUCACUGGUACGUUUAGGGGCUUUGAGGAGGGGAUGCCUCCGCCAGGACCGCCCGAGGCGCCUGAGGACGACGGAACUGCCUUCGUGGGGUUCGACGUGGGGAUGCCACACCCAAAAAGGGCCCGCAGACAGCGCUGGUAG
Molecule: messenger RNA, 3468 nt
Organism: Eimeria tenella
Lineage: Eukaryota; Apicomplexa; Conoidasida; Eucoccidiorida; Eimeriidae
Exons: 1
Coding region: 1-3468 (1155 amino acids)
Source: RefSeq, a predicted model, not a curated record